ACAAUAUCAAAUACACAAUUGAAAUGGUAAAUGUGUGGCUUAUUACCUCGCUAUUUUCACAAUUUUACUCCACUCAGCUUGCGUCUAUCUCUUGUAUGUAGUUGAGAAAAUAUUAAUCCAAAGUUAGUUGUACGCUCCCAAUACUCGUAUAAAAAAAAGCGAGCAACUAUAGUUUGAAAUUUUUGUUGAAAUUAUAUCAUAGUAUACCAGGCCAUAAACAUAAUGCUAAGGCAGAGUCUCUAUUUCCAAACACCCAACAACCGUCUCUUUCGCUCACUCUCUUUUUUUGGUAUCGACCGUGUGCCUUUCCCAUUGAGGCCGGGUGAGAUAGUGGAAGAAGUGUGUGAAGGAGCCACAAAUACAGGAGAAAGAACCCCGACUUGCGCUUCGCAUUUAGUCACAGACUAAGAGCUGUGGUAGUCGUGAGAAUUUAGUUGACGAGACAACACCAAGGGUGAAGUGCUUCCAGCCAGCUGCUAUAUAUUGGCCAUCCCUGUCGCACCAACGCGCCACACACUCCUGACUUCUUGCGGCUAAGGACCUUUCCAGAGGAGGAUCAAAAGGACCCCCAGAAUAGAAAAAAAAACAAAUAGAGCAUACCAUGAAGCAUGAAUAUGAGACGGUGACACGUUUCAAAAAGCGCGAGAGGACGCAAAAUUGGACGUUUUCGGAGAAGAAGUUCCUCCUGGACCUAUGUCGCAGAGAUAUGAAGAUCAUUGAGAAUAAGAGGUUGGACAGUGCUUUGAUUGCGCUGAAGAAUAGGGCAUGGAGGCUAAUUCAUCAGCGCUUUGCGUCGACUUUUGGGCCUGAUCGCAACUGCAAUCGGCUGAAGGAGCAAUUCAGGAGGAUGAAGGCUCUGUCGAGAUCUGAAAUUUUAGACUACAGCCAUCGACUGAGUCGCUUUGGACAAGAUGUUGCAGAUAGGAAGCGUCCUAGUGCCUUUUCUUUUGAAAUUUGGGAAUUUAUGCAAGAAGCUAAAAAAGUCUGCAAGGCUGAAUCCAUGGACAAUGUAGACUAUUCAAAGAUGGAAUCAUCGCUGGAGAGGGAUGACUUUGACAACAGCAACAGUAGCAAUCAGGAGGAUGAUUCUCUCUGCACAACAAUUAUGAACAAAACUUCCCAGAAUAUGGACAUGUGCGAAGUUCAGAUUAAGGAGGAACCUGGAUCAGAUGUCGAAUGUAUCAGUAAUCCUUCCAAUCCAUCCGAAUCCCCGAAGCGUGUCGAUAAUCAGCUAAUGGAUCGCGACAUGCCAGCCACUGAUCUCAGCAACAUUUCAGCGACUAUCAAUACCGUCAACCUCAUGGAGAACAUCAUCCCGCGCGAUCGAGCCAUCCAGACUGACUCAUCAUCCCGUUCGGACUUCAACAUGAGAGAAUUCUAUGAGAUGCAAGUGAGAGAGCAUACCCUCAGAAUGGACAUCCUGAAGCUUCAAUUUGAGACAGCGAAGUACAAUAGGGACAUCGCGAAGCUGAACAUGAACCUCACGAUCAAAGCUAUGCAGAACAAUAAGGGCUGAAUCUCCCUCUUCAAAUCUCUACGAACCAUAAGAACUUAAUCAGUAUUUUAAUGGCAUAUUUUACCUCAAUUGUCACUGUGCUGUAAUUUCAGUGGAUUUCCUCGGAUUAGCUACAUAUCACGAGGAAUUAAAAUACACCAAAUUGAGCCAAAUGAACGUCUUUUUUAACUCAAUUGAGUUGAAAAUCUGUUUCAAGAACUGUUGGAGUCUCAGCUGAAGCAGAUUUUAAAGAGAAUUCCGUUUCCUUUGUAUUUUAAAUUAAGAGAUUUUCAAUUUUUGUGAAUUUUUUUCUUUAUUUAAAAAUUAUUGUAUUGGAUUUUAUGUUUGUAAUUUAGUUUGUAAUUGAAGUAUAAUUACUAGAAUAAAUUGAUAAGAAUUGCCUAAAUUCUAUAAAA
Messenger RNA from Phlebotomus papatasi, 1911 nucleotides. RefSeq lists its product as uncharacterized. The coding region runs from base 602 to 1516 and encodes 304 amino acids. The transcript is spliced from 4 exons. Lineage: Eukaryota; Metazoa; Arthropoda; Insecta; Diptera; Psychodidae. The record is from RefSeq and is a predicted model, not a curated record.